Molecule: messenger RNA, 5973 nt
Organism: Anarrhichthys ocellatus (wolf-eel)
Lineage: Eukaryota; Metazoa; Chordata; Actinopteri; Perciformes; Anarhichadidae
Gene: ankrd13b
Product: ankyrin repeat domain 13B
Exons: 15
Coding region: 366-2306 (646 amino acids)
Cellular component (GO): cytoplasm
Molecular function (GO): protein binding
Source: RefSeq, a predicted model, not a curated record
UCUCAGUCACCGCCGGAUGGGAGGAGAGGAGGAGUAUAGAUGAGAGAGAGAGAGACAGAGAGGGAGAGAGAGGGAGGUAAGAGGUGGAGGAACGGGUAGUUAAGAAAUAAAGGUGUAGCCGACACGAAGGCAGUCAAACGAGGGGUUUAUAUCUCUAAAUGCUUUUCACAGGGCUUUGCAGGUUAUUCUAAGCAGAGCAUGCAGGGAGUCAUUCACUGUUUCUGACGCGUAAGGCUGCCCUUGUACGCCGUUGGGCAUCACCGCCGAUAAAGGAUGAUCCGUUUGAUUAUCUAGCGUGAAUUGAUGACAAAGUCUCCUUACAAUCCACAGUGAAGAAAGAGGAGGAGGCAAACUAUGAUCCGAGGAUGAUUUCUGCUAAGAAAACUCCGGAGAAGAGUCGCUAUCCUAUCCACUAUUUGGUGUGGCACAACAAACACCGACAGCUGGAGAAGGAGCUGGCAGCGAACGAGCAGACUGAUUUAGAGUCUCUGGACCCUCGUGGGCGGACUCCUCUCCACCUGGCUGUCACGCUGGGCCACCUGGAAUGUGCCAGGGUCCUGCUGCAGCACGGAGCUGAUGUUAGCAAGGAGAACCGCAAUGGAUGGACCGUUCUUCAGGAGGCAGUGAGUACAAGAGAUCCGGAGUUGGUGCGUCUCGUGCUUCGCUACCGUGAUUACCAGAGGACUGCCAAGAGACUUGCGGGCAUCCCCGUCCUCCUGGAGCGACUGCGCCAAGCCCAGGACUUCUAUGUGGAGAUGAAAUGGGAGUUUACCAGCUGGGUGCCCCUGGUGUCUCGUAUCUGCCCCAGCGACACCUACAGAGUGUGGAAGAGUGGUCAGUGUCUUCGCGUUGACACCACCCUGAUGGGCUUCGAGCAGAUGACCUGGCAGAGAGGAAACCGGAGCUUCAUUUUCAGGGGACAAGAGUCCAGCGCAGAGGUGAUGGAAGUCGACCAUGACAGGCAGCUGGUGUUCUGCGAGACCUUGUGUGUCUCGUCUCUCGCAACGCUCUCACCUGGCAGGGGGAAGGGCGGCGCCUGCAGCAGCGACCCCGCCGGUUUGGACCGUCUGGGGGCGACGCAGCCCAGCGAUGAGCAGGUAGCAGCCAGGCUGUCUGCCGCCGUGGUGACUACUCAGCUGGACACCCGCAACAUCGCCUUCGAGAGGAACAAGACAGGUAUACUGGGCUGGAGGAGCGAGAAGACUGAGACAGUGAAUGGAUAUGAAGCCAAGGUGUACGCAGCAUCCAAUGUGGAGCUGAUCACCAGGACCAGAACUGACCAUCUGUCAGAUCAGAACAAGAACAAGACAAAAGGUGGGAAGACUCCACUGCAGAACUUCCUUGGGAUUGCUGAGCAACACAUGGGACCGAAUAACGUCGCCCUGGUGACCCAGAUGACGUGUCCUGUGACGACCAACCCCGCAGCGCUGACAGCUGAGGAAUACUUCAACCCCAGCUUGUCACCGACUCAGAGGGACAUUGGCCACCCGUGCCAGCUCACCACCAAGACCCAGAGGUUUAAAGCCAAGUUGUGGUUGUGCGAGUCCCACCCUCUGUCCCUGGCAGAACAAGUGGUGCCGAUCAUCGAUCUCAUGGCAAUCUCCAACGCCCUGUUCGCAAAGCUGCGAGACUUCAUCACUCUGCGUUUGCCGCCUGGCUUCCCUGUCAAGAUCGAGAUCCCUCUCUACCACAUCCUAAAUGCCAGGAUCACCUUCAGCAACCUGAACGGCUGCGAGGAAGGGACUGGCGUCCGGGCUGACAACGAAGUGGGGGUGGAGGGGGACGGACAGAGGGACACCCCGAGGACAGACACCCCAUCUCCUGGCAGUGACUCCUCCAGCGUCUCCAGCUCCAGCUCCACCAUGUCAUGUCGAGCCGGAGAGAUUCCCCCAUGUGUGUUUGAGCCCCCGCCUGGAUACUCCAUGCUCGGGGGCAAACAGAGAGACAGCAUGAGGGAUGAGGAGGAGGACCUGCUGCAGUUUGCCAUACAGCAGAGUCUGCUGGAGGCCGGCUCCGAAUAUGAUCAGGUGACCAUCUGGGAGGCGCUGACCAACAGCAAGCCAGGAACACACACUCUGCCCCCUGAGCCAAGUCGUCUGGAGAGGACCCCCCAGCACAAGCCCCGAGCCCCCUCCAGCCUCUGCUCCACCCCCUCCAAGAAGCAGCCGACCACCUGCAGCUACGACGAGCAGCUGCGCAUUGCCAUGGAGAUCUCGACUCGAGAGCAGGAAGAGGCGGAGCUCCGGCGGCGGCAGGAAGAGGCAGAGCUGCAGCGCAUCAUCCGGCUGUCACUCAUGGAGAAAUGAGAGCCGAGUGGCCCAGCGGGGGUCUGAGGGGAGGGGUCUGGACCAAGGACACAUGGGAGAAAAGGGCAGUAUAGGGUACUUAUUAAGCACACUCAAUUGGCCUCCUCCUUUCUCUCCCAUCUCCCUCGCCAGACCUUUCCCAUGAAGCCAUACAGUGAUCUGGUUCUCGAGCCUCAGACAGCCAGAGAGACACGUCAGUUUCCUCUUUCUGGUGCCACGUGGUACUGUCAUUUCUCGACCCGUGCCAGUUUACAACCAACAAUACAUCCAAUACAACAAGUUUAGUGGAAUGCCUCUUUGGAUGAGUGAUUUCUGUCCGUUUGCAAGUAUGUGUGUGUAUAUCUGUGUGUGUCUUUCAAAACCAGCUCUCAGCACAGUUGUCAACAGGUCACCUUCUGUCCUGAAAACAUACUGUGUUAGGCCCGACUCUCUGCACACGCACACACACACACACACACACACACACACACACGCGCUCAGUGUUGUAACACCGAGUUGUGUGGUUUUCAGUCUUAACUAUUUAAAAAACGGUUGUGUUUGCAGAGCAGGACCAGUGGUGUUGGAGAAUACUGUAACCUUCUCGAUCAAGUCGAGUUGAAUGUUGAUAAACAUGACAUUUAAUGAUAGUCAUUUUAAAAAAAAAAGUGUUUAAGUUACAUUUUUUUUUUAUUUGCACAAAAUCCAGAUGUACUGUAUUUAGCUUGUGGGCAGAUCACGUACAGUAUAUGACUGUUGCUGGAUGUAGAUGACGAGUAUGAGCACAAGCUAAAGGUUUAGCCCGACAAUCACAGAUUUGAUGAGGCUGCCAGAUGAACUCUUGGUGCACUAACUAUAUUGUAUGUGACUGAAUGAGUUUGUGGCUGGCCUGUGUGUAAUUAAAACUAAAAAGGGACUUGAUAGUGCUUUGUCAGUGGACUGUGGAAUAGAAAUGUUUGUGUACUUUUGCAUCCUCUCACCUCACGUGAGCGGAGGAUUUCUUCAAAGUCACGGUACAAUGUGUGCAAUAUUUCAGCAUGGUCUGCACACGUGUGAGGUUCAUUUUGUACGACUUGAGUCUAGCCUGGAGUCCUGCAACAUCAGAGCACGCUCUCUGAGUGAAAGGAUCACUGUAGAGGCGAUUGACAGCAAUUUGAGAUUUUACUCUACAAGCAAGCUGGUUCAACAACACAGAAUGUUGAAAACAAAUCUAAAAUCGCCCCAAAAACAACAACUGUGGAGCAUUUUGUUCUUGGAUUGGAGGUAUUGUUCAGUCUGGCUCUCAUUAUGUAAGUAACAUGUUGCAGGGCUCAAGGCGAGCCAAGCACUGAGGAACAUUUGCAGUUUUGUUGCAAGGGACGAGGGCGGACGGGCACAGCUUGUUUUUUUUUUUCCUUCUUUAAUUUAAUAUUAUUUCUUCAAAAGAAAUGUACAACUUUCACACUCCACUAUCAGCACAAACUGAGGAGAGCCACCUCUUACUCCUCUCCAAUUCACAUUUAAGCUUGCCUAAUUGAUAAGAAUAUAAUAUUCAUUUUUUUACUUUUUAAAAAAUAUUGCAGAAAAUAAAUGCAGCGAGAUGUUUUCAUGGUGAAUGCUGGGAUUUGAGUUGAGAUAAUGAUUCAAAUAAAGAAACAUCUUUUGGAACAGCAUUGCAUGAGUGGGUUAUUUUUUUUAAAUCUAUUUUUAAAUUACAGCUUUCACAUGCUUCAAAUCCCCUGACCCCCCCCCCACACCAAGUUUCAGCUGCAGCGCUCCACUGUAAGUUAGUCUUCCGGUCCUCUCGAGUGAAGGAUGGUGACAAAGGCAAUUAAUUUCUCACGAGAUAGGGGGAAGCUGCAGCGUCACUCAGCACCAGAGAGUUGAUCUGUUUUUUAGCAGCUCCCACCUCCAUCAUCCUCCCUGUGACAUGGAUUCCCAGCGCCUCAGCCUAAUCCAAGGGGGGGGGGGGGGGUAUGCCUGUAGUUAUUUAAGGCUUGACAGCGAGGAAAAGGACGGUUUAGAGAUCCUAACACCUCUAAGAAACCCCACUCAGAGCACCAAGGCUGCUUUCUGUGAUUGGGUGGCGGGCUGGAGAGACUGAAGCCAUUUCCCCAGUGAAUCAGCAGUAUGCAGCCGCAGGUUCUGCACUGCCCUGACUCAGCUCGGCAUUAUGAAUAACACCAGGACGGCGGAAGCACUGGGCUGCAGGCGUGUGUGAAGUGAAUUUGUAAAGAGCCACAGACUAAACAAAGUGUGUGCGCGCGUGCGUGUCUGAGAGACAGGGAAGCUGCGAGCAUCAAUAUGCAAAGAGGAAGUCUCACGUAACCUCUCUUCUCCUCCACCAUCAUGGUACAGUAUGUUAAACAAGUAAUAGUAUAAAAAAAAAACAUUUCAUAGAAUAGAAUGUCAAAGACAUUAAAAUCAUAGUUGAGUCAUAAAAUACAGUCAUAGUAUAGCAUGUCAUAAUAACUCACUAUACAAUAAUACAAAAUAAUUCAUCGUAUAAAAAAAAAAAAAUCGUUGAGCUUCUGCUAACCACACGGAAGGCUUAUGGCUGCGGCUACAGUUAAGAGAAGGUUAACCUUUUAUCUCAAUCUCACUAAUAGUUCCGUCUCUUACUUCAGCAAUAUUCUCCCGCUGCGGUUUCACUGAAGGCGACAGCAGGGGCCCCGGUGGCCUCCAUCCCACCACUUAAUUACCCUCAUGAAACGGUGGGUAGAAUGUCAGCCUGAAAUAAGCUGCGCCGAGCGCCGACGGAGAUCUGCCCCCCCCCCGGUGCUGCAGGACAGGUUCAACACUGUAGUUCUCCGCUUGGCCGGCAGGUGGCAGUGAUGUCGCCAAUACUUCAGCAUCUGUAGCCCAUAAUCACCUUCAUUUUUUCCCUUUUCUUCAAAUAUUUGUUUGUUUCCGAUGAAGCACAUCUUAACACAAAACAAAUGCACACUAUCACAGCAUUCAAAACAAACUCACCACAUUUAUUUAAUGCUAAAGCAUUGAAUUAAAAAAACAAAACAUGGUAUCAUCUUUGUCCUGGUUCAAUUAAAAUCUGAAUAAAGACAUGUGUCUGUGCACUUUGAAAACAAACAACAAAACACAUGCUCCAAAGACAAGUCGACCGAGAUCAGUGCAAAAGAAUCCUCCCCGGGGUAAGAAACAUUCCAAAUAAAAUAAAACCAUUGAAACAGUAAAGUGCAUUGUUUGGAGAAAAAGCCCUCAUAGUUGUAGAAACAGGCAGUGAGGGUCAAACACUGAAAACAAACGCUUCUUUAAAAAAAUAUGGGAGCGAGACACAAUGGAGUGCAUAAAGUAUGCACGGGUUCAAUCUUCAUCUGCACAUUCAUAGUUCAUUACUGUACAUACAAACCUGAACUCCAGUUGAAACAACACAUCCAGUGGUUUACAUGCAAACAUGUUUUUUUUAAUUCAGUUCUCACACACACUAAACGUAUGGUUACGUAUCGGAGGUCACACGAGGUCUCCAGUUUACCUGCUACACAUUCGUACGCAUCAUGCGGUCUCUCUCACACAUCUGCGCGGCUCCAGUCGCGUCCCUUCCAGUCCGUUGCGCUGAGGUUACAUGGUGUUGUAUAGCACAGUGACGGCUCGCUGCUUUUUCUCAGCGGAGCCUUUGCGAGAUCGUCUCGACGAGUGUCCCCUGCCCUGCUGACGCGUCGGCGCCACCGCGCCGCUCCCGUCCGGCUCCUCCCUC